GUUGAACAAUUAACUAAUGAUGCCAAAUUAUUAAGAAAGAAUUAUAAUUUGGUGGAAGCUGAAUGUUGUUAUAACGCAACAUCAAUGCAUGAUUUGCGAUUCAAAUUAGAUAAUGAGAAUAUAAAAUAUACUAUUCUCAUAAAAAAACAUAAGCAAGAAAUAUAUCAAAGAGACCAAAGAGAAUCUGAUUUUCAAGCACAAAUAGACUUUUUAAAAAAAAAAGAUCGAGAAAUUAGAAUUAGAUUUAG
This is a messenger RNA of Racocetra persica, 248 nucleotides long. NCBI's taxonomy places the organism in Eukaryota, Fungi, Glomeromycota, Glomeromycetes, Diversisporales, Gigasporaceae. The record is from the annotation of a GenBank genome assembly.